AUGGCAGACGGACAGGCUGAGACUGAUUGUAGCGUCCACGCCGACGUUUCCGACGUUUCGCAAGAUAAAAGUUACCAGGUACUUGCUUUCUUUUCAGUUUGUCAUAAAAUUUGAAGUUUUCCCUCUUUUAGCGCAAAAGAAUACCAGCUUACACUACCGAAGAUCGCGAGGGCAUUCUGAGCUUGCUGGCGGAGCACGCGAAAAGAGAAAAACGUCCCAUCGCUUUGACGCCGAUUUGGGUGGAAUAUAUCAAAAAGAACGGAUCAAUGCGCGCUCCUGCUAGUGUGAAUUGGCAUUUCCGACAUUCUAUAGCACCCAAGCUCCACCUGAUGACUCAGUUUGACGAGGAAACGCGAGUUCUGAUGUUUAUCGCCACGACGACUCCGAUUGCUGAGAAGUUUCUGAAAGAGUUGAGAGAUAACGAAAUCGUGGAGGUGGACGAGAACGGAUUCAUCACAAAAUAUAGGGAUAUUGAACUGAGCGAUGUACAUUCGAAGUCAAUGAUCAACAUUUACACAUCGAAAGAAACUGAUCAAAUUCUAAAGUUUAUCGAGGAAAAGGCAAAGGCGAUGCAGACCUGGCUGCCAGCGACGGAUUUGUGGAAAGAGUGCGCGGAAGAGAGUGGAGUGAAGAGAUCUGCGUUGUCCGUUGCAAACCGCUUCAGAAUAACCAUUCUGCCGAAAAUUUAUAUUAAAGCUGAAUAUGACACGGAGUUAAAAGUGAAAAUACUGUUCAUCACCCGAAGCCCGGUCGACACAUCGUUUCUGAAAGCGCUGAAAGAGACGGCAGAAGUGCGAGUGGACGGAAAGGGACGGAUUUCGAUGUACAAAGGAAAUGGAUUGACCUUGCUGACUGAGAAAAAAGCGAGUGGAUUGGCGAGAAAACGAUCGCAGCACGAAGAAAACGGUCAGGGAACAAAUUCGGGAAUCAGGGACAGAAUACGUCGAGCUGAGAAUUAUGAGGAAAAAGAAGAAAUCCCAAAAAACACUGGAGACAAGGAAAAUCUUCUGAAGACGACGAAAGACGAGGGAAAAGAGGAGGAGCCGGUAGAUCAAAAGACGAUGAUCGGUGGCAUGGAAAUGUUCAUGGAUUCGCUAAAGGGAAUGUUCGAGAAGCAGACGCUGAUCAUGGAGAGACUUCUGAACAAGGAGGAGUCGACGGCGAGCAAGCGAAAGUUCCUGCAGUCGAUGCGAACGCUCAUUCUCACGAUGAAUGAUCCGGAGCUGGGCGGAGCCCUGCAGAGAGUCGACGAUGCGCUUCAGAAGCUGGGAAACCGGGAUGAGGUGGGUGAAAACAUGAAAAGACGGAAUAAACAUGCGGCUUUUCAGAGAAUCCCGAUGCGCUCGAUUCGUUCGGCGUUGGAGCCAGUGCUGAAGCAGUUUUAA
Messenger RNA from Caenorhabditis sp. 36 PRJEB53466, 1385 nucleotides. The record is from the annotation of a GenBank genome assembly. NCBI's taxonomy places the organism in Eukaryota, Metazoa, Nematoda, Chromadorea, Rhabditida, Rhabditidae.